GGACGGGAUGGAAGCGAGAUGAGAAUACCAAGCAGGUGCCUCAUGGCUCACCGUCAGCACCGGGCUGAGUUGAGAUUUGCGCACCCAUCCAACUUGGCUUGGGACCUCAACAUGUGAGCGCACUUUUGCAGGAGGAGGAUCCGCCCAGGAUGUCAGCUCUGAAGAAGGUGUUGCCAGGCAUACUGCAGAAGCAUUGCUGUAUGUUACCCGACAAGCACACAGACCAGCAGUAUUCAUGGUCACCCUCGCAAUACUUCGAUGAAGACAUUUAUUCCCCUCCACCCAGGAACAUGAAGGGUCUCUCUGGUGGCCGCCCUGCCCAUCUCCAGCUCACGUCACCCACCUCACCUCACACCUGUGGCUUGGUCGAAUGUGACCACUCCCUGGAUCACCAUCUCCACCAUGGUGACCCGCGGUCACCCACCUACCUCCUCAGCCCCACUGACAGCUGUGUCCUUGAGAGUCAUCACCGCUGCUCCCCCCGGAGCUCCAUCCACUCUGAAUGCAUGAUGAUGCCAGUGUCCCUAUCAGCCACCGACCAUUCUAUAUCCAGUAGCACUUUCCCUCGAAUGCAUUACGGCAGCAGUUCGAGAGACGGAGGUGGAAACAGUUCCGGCGGUAGGGAUUCUCGAGACGACGGCGGCUCCUCCUCGCACGGCGGCAGCGGCAAAAUGAACCGGAUCCCCGCGAAUCUUUUGGAUCAGUUUGAAAAGCAGAUGCCGCUGCACCGAGACGGCUUCCACACGUUGCAGUACCAGCGCACCUCCACCACAACCACAUCGACGGAGCACCGCAAUGAAAGCCCCGGCCGAAUUCGCCACUUAGUCCACUCAGUUCAGAAACUCUUCACCAAGUCGCACUCCCUGGAAGGAUCUUCCAAGAUGAACGGUACAAAAAGUGACUCGCACAGGGAUGGCUCACAUCACCACCAUCACCACCACCAAGGCCACCACAAACACAGCAAACGCAGCAAGAGCAAAGACCGCAAAUCCGACGGCGGAGGAAAGCAGCGGCACGGCGGAUGGUGGAGCUCGGACGACAAUCUCGACAGUGACAGCACCUACAGGACGCCGAGCAUCAUGUCGCGGCAUCCUGUCGACCACAUCAGCCACUGUUAUCCGGACUCGAUGCACAGUCACCUGGCGGGGGACCUGUCACUCAAGACCUCCAAGAGCAACAACGACGUCAAGUGCUCGGCCUGCGAGAGCAUUAGCAUGGCGCCCGAGGGCAAAUUCAUGAAAAGGAGUUCCUGGUCAACAUUAACCGUCAGCCAAGCCAAGGAAGCCUACAGGAAGUCUUCACUCAACUUGGAGAAGCCCAUGACCCCCACUGACCUCAAACCCAGCUUGAGGCCGUGUCACUAUCUACAGGUACCCCAGGAUGAGUGGGCCGGUUAUCCUGGAGGUGGGAAGGACGAUGAGAUUCCUUGCCGUCGAAUGCGGAGUAGCAGCUAUGUUAAAGCCAUGGGGGAUGAGGAAAGUGGGGAGUCAGACUCCAGCCCAAAGACAUCACCUCAGAAGUCGGUGCGGCCGGAUGCCCUGAUCAAAGCCAUCAUCAGACCCAAGGACCUGCUGGACUCUCAGAGCUCUUACCGCCUGGAUAAAAUCAACAGUGACAUGCAUAACUACAUCACCAAUUUUGCUGCAGACUUAAGUCAGAACUACCACUUGCAGGCCACAAGGGAAAUACACCCCAGUCUUGCCCUGGAUCCAUCUACAAACUACAACUCGCCCAAGUUUCGCUCCCGGAAUCAGAGCUAUAUGCGGGCCGUCAGCACGCUUAGUCAGGCUAGCUGUGUCAGCCAAGUGAGCCAGGUUAGUGAAACUGAAGUAAAUGGCCAGUUCGAAUCUGUGUGCGAGUCGGUGUUCAGUGAGGUAGAAUCCCAAGCCAUGGAGGCGUUGGACCUCCCUGGAUGUUUCAGAACCAGAAGCCACAGUUACCUACGAGCCAUCCAGGCUGGAUACUCCCAAGAUGAUGAUUGCAUCCCCCCCAUGGCGUCUACUGUUACCUCCACCAUCAGGUCAACCACAGCCAUCACCUACACACCGAGCUACAAGAAGACGCCUCCUCCAGUACCGCCCCGUACCACCUCCAAACCGCUCAUCUCCAUCACAGCCCAGAGCAGCACUGAGUCCACCCAGGAUGCCUACCACGAGGGACGGCACCCUCACAGCGGCAUGUGGGCCCCUGAUGGCCUCACCCUUGGGCUGACGGCAGGCAGAACCCUCUAUAACUCCACCGACAGCCUGGACAGCACCAAGGCUGUGACCAUAGCCAUGGAGGCGGCGGGAAUCAUGGCAGGGAAAAGGCAUCCAUCCACAGAUUCUCAUAGCUCGGUGCUCACCUGUGACAAGGCAAUCCUGGUGUCCAAGGCUGAGGAAUACUUGAAAACACCUCGAUCGUCUAUAGGGAUACAGGUGGAAGCGGCCACGGACUCGGAGUCUGAAAGCAAAGGCUCGCGGGAGUACCACUCUGUCGGGAUCCAGGUGGAGGAUGACAAAAAAGGACAGGGGAGGUUCAAACGCUCCAACAGUGUGACGGCCGCUGUCCAGGCUGACCUGGAAUUGGAGGGCUUUCCCACCAUGGAGGACAAGGGCCUGCAGUUCGGCGGGGGCUUUCAGCGUCACUCGGAGCCCAGCACGCCCACCCAAUACGGAGCGGUGCGCACCGUCCGCACGCAAGGCCUCUUUAGCUACCGUGACGAUUACCGCACCCCCGCUGAGCCGGCCAGUCCUCGCGAGACUACCAGCGAGACGAGCUGGCAGCUGGAACCUCCCUCCCCGCGGGAGAGCGCAGCCUCGUCAGGUGAGUCGGGGAGGGUGUCUCCGUCCCUGCGGAGAGAUGGAAGCUGGUUCAUGCAGCGGCUCCACGCGGAGACCAAGAGGAUGGAGGCCUGGUGUAAAGAGAUGGAGGCAGAAGCCGAGGAGAAUGACCUCACAGAGGAAAUUUUAGGUAAAAUCCGAAGUGCAGUUGGAAGUGCUCAGCUGCUCAUGUCUCAGAAAUUCCAACAAUUUUACUGGCUGUGUCAGCAAAAUCUGGACCCCAGUGCCAUGCCGCGACCCACCUCUCAGGACCUGGCUGGGUUCUGGGACCUGCUGCAGCUCUCUAUUGAUGACGUCACCAUGAAGUUUGACCAGCUGCAGCAGAUCAAGAACAACAACUGGAGGCCAAUAGACAGCCCAGAAAAGAAGCCCCCAGCUCCCAUACCAAAGAAGACCAUCAGACAGAAGAGUGCAGUGACGAGAGAAAAAUCUCUGGACCUCCCUGACAGGCACCGCCAGGAAGCACGUCGGCGGCUCAUGGCAGCCAAGCGCGCCGCCUCCUUCCGGCAGAACUCAGCCUCAGAGCGAGCGGACAGCAUUGAGAUCUAUAUUCCAGAGGCUCAGACUAGACUUUGAGAAAACGUCGGAUCAGGGAUCUGUAUCCAUCCCUGCUCCUGUGCUCCAGCAACUUUAAAACUAGCUUUUUUUUCUAGACUGCUUCUCUCUCCACACCUUCUUUGUUCAUCUCUGGUCCGUUAGCCAUCCUCAGUGUCCAUCGCCAACAUCACUGGGCUGUAGGAUGUGCCAAGGCUCUACUUCCAUUGCCAAAAACGUGCAUCUGAGAUGGGUUGGUUGGAGUUUUAUCUUGGUUUGCUUGUGACCAAGAUCCACAGGCUCUCUCAUGUCCUGGAUGGGUACAUCUGUAGUUUUUCAGCAUUUGCAAAGUGCCAUUUUAAGAGGAAGAAAAGUGCAGCUUUGAAAACCUUACCAGCAACCACACCUUUGAGCUAAAAAAAAACAAAACAAUGUGUUUAUUUGAAGUUUUACAAAAUUGGUCUAAGUUUGUAACUCUUCACUAUUUUUUAGUGUCUUAAAAUUACCUUUGUUUAUGCAGUCUUUAAAGGAGUGAAUCAAAGGCUAAAUAUCACCAAUUUGUUGUGACUUUGAACAAGUGCCAAUGCUUGAAAUACCUCAACUAUGUGCACACGGCACAGGUAACCUAUUCAAGGUGCUUCAGGCAAUCCUUACUAAGCUUUUGAUCGGUUAGACUUAAAAAAAAAAUGCAGCCUUCUACCAUACACAGUCAUGAUGAAAUAUUUCAGAGUGCAUCUCAAUAAAUCUAAACAUUAUUGAAAAAUGUUUUAUUUCAGUAAUUCAGUUCAAAAAGUGAAACUUGCGUUUAGAUUCAUUGCACAGAACAUUUAUUAUUUUAAUUUUUUAUUUCCAUUAAGCUUUGAUGAUUAUGGCUUAUAGCUAAUGAAAACCCAAAUCCAACAAAUUUUGAAUAUUAUGUGAGACAAAGAAAGUUUUUUUUUCAUCCAUAAAUAUUUAACUUUUCCUUUCACACUUUUUCCUUCCACUCAACUUUCCCUUCAUAUGCUUUGAGACAGCACUUUGUAAACAACAAGCUUGACCUUUUGUGGCUUACCCUCCUUCAGGAGGGGUUUUCAAUAUAGCAUCCGUUUUUCCCUUUUUGAAGUGAAAGACACUCUAUAUUCUAAUUUAUUGAGAUGCACCUGAGUAAACUUGGAAUGACAUCUGCCCACUCUUCAAUGUGCACUUUUCACACCAAUUUCCUAAAUAUCCAAUGUUUGUGUUGCCAAAUUUCAGACAUUUACUUGAAGCUGUAAACAUGCAAGUCUUGUGCCAACAUGUUCAUCACAUCAAAGCAGUAGAGAAGUAACAAAAAAAAAACUAUAAAGGUUUGAGUAACUCUUUAGAUUAAAAUGUGUAGACAAAUGCACUUAUGCACUUAAUAUAACUCUCACUAUUUCCAAGGGAAAUGUACAUACCCGAGUUCACAAUAGUACUGUUGUAUUUUAAAUUGUGAGUGGGAAAGCUGUGCUGUUUUUUUUUUUUUCCUCCACAUGUCACCAUAUGUUUGUUUUUGAAAAAUCUUGAUAACCACGCUAGUAGAGUUGCUCUGCUGAGUUUUCAUCAUUUUUUCCAAAGCCCUUUCAAGUUGCACACUCAGUCCACAGCUAAUGAGGAGUGGUAGAAGUAACCAUCAAAACAUAAACAAAAUGUCAUUAUUUCUUUGAGCUAUGAACUGUGUCUUGUUUUUCAAAUUUCCUAAAGAUCUCCCCGUCUGUGAUAGUGUCCCCAAGUGUUAUUAUAAUGAGGUCCCUCUAACCAGAAGAUCCGAAUUAACAAACUGAAACUGGGUCAAAGGAACUUCAGGGGGAUGCAAACAUAAAGUCUCAAAUAACCAAAACUUUAUGAAUAUCUUGCUAAAAAGUAGCAUCAAAUAUCAACAGUUGGUGUUGAUAAUGUGUAAUUUAUACCACAUAAUGUGUAACACUUACCCUGGUAACGGAACCAGCAGAGGAAAUGUUAGUAUGGCAGGAUAUAGUUGAAAAUAUAAAAAGUGAUUGAGAUACGUGAUUGGACAUAUACAAUUACAUAACACAUAUCUUCUGUGAAUAUUUUAUACAUGCCUUCAAAAAACAACCUAAACCUAAUAUUUAAGGUGCAAUAUAAGAGUAGAAAACUGGUGACUCUUGAUACUAUUUAGGUUAUAAGUAUAUUUUUUCUAUUUGGGUGCAAUCUAAUUAAAUUUUUGACUGAUAGGCACAGUAUUUUAAUAUUGUGUAAAAAAAAAAAAAA
Messenger RNA from Fundulus heteroclitus (mummichog), 5588 nucleotides. RefSeq names its product discs, large (Drosophila) homolog-associated protein 2a (gene dlgap2a). NCBI's taxonomy places the organism in Eukaryota, Metazoa, Chordata, Actinopteri, Cyprinodontiformes, Fundulidae. Gene Ontology annotation, molecular function: molecular adaptor activity. Bases 150 to 3398 code for a protein of 1082 amino acids. The record is from RefSeq and is a predicted model, not a curated record. Gene Ontology annotation, biological process: signaling. Gene Ontology annotation, cellular component: glutamatergic synapse; postsynaptic specialization. The transcript has 13 exons.